Mercurialis annua (annual mercury) is the source of this 904-nucleotide messenger RNA. Its product is annotated as protein LURP-one-related 15-like. The record is from RefSeq and is a predicted model, not a curated record. The transcript is spliced from 3 exons. Bases 99 to 587 code for a protein of 162 amino acids. NCBI's taxonomy places the organism in Eukaryota, Viridiplantae, Streptophyta, Magnoliopsida, Malpighiales, Euphorbiaceae.
CCAUAUGUAUAGAAAACACAAGCAAAGAACUAUAAUCAAAAGCUUCAUUUUUCAGUUAUCAUUAUUCAUAAUUUUUGUUGUCUCAGACAGACACAGCCAUGGCAGCAGAAGCAAGUAAUAAUGAAGCUAACAGAGUUGCCAUAAUAAGCCCUAGAUACUGCUGUACUUACCCUGUUAAUUUGGCAAUUAUGAGGAAGAUGAUAACUGACGGCAACUUUGAUGUUCAGGAUGUCAACGGCACCGUCAUUUUUACAGUUGACAAAAUACUCCCAACUUUUGUCCAUCAACGGAAGCUCAUUCUUGAUCCUGUCGGAAACACCAUUCUCACUUUACGUAAAAAGGCAGUCACAGCAAUUGACACUUGGCAGGUUUUUAGAGGAGAAAGCGAAGAGCUUGAAGAUCUAAUUUUCACUGCAAAAAGACAUUCGUUAAUGGACAUCAACACUCAACUAGAUGUGUUCUUAGCAAACAAUAAAAAUGAGCAAAUUUGUGAUUUUAAGAUCAAAGGCACCUUUUUAGAAGAGUCUUGUGAUAUCUAUGCUGGAGAUAAAGACUCGGCUCCCAUUAUUGCUAAGAUUUGCUUCUAAGGGUGAGAAAAACAUUGCUUUUCGAUUCCAUGGUGUAUCAGCAGAAGUAUUUUCUACAGUUCAUGAAGUUCAGCUACAUUCAUCAACUAUCUGCUAUCCUCUGAUUGGUUACUGAGAAGAGUCACUUGGAUUGCUGAGUUGGAUAUUAGCUGGAUAGUCACACCUUUUUCAUGAGUUCAUUAGUUAGUUAAUUGUAACAGAAUCAGAGUAGAUUGCUUAGUGUAGAAGUAAUCUUUUUCACUUGUAAUCAUUUUAGUAUAAAAGCUAAGCUGAGCCUUCUAAUUCAGUUAAUGAGAAUUUGCUACAAUUUGUCAUAA